Molecule: messenger RNA, 498 nt
Organism: Kwoniella shivajii
Lineage: Eukaryota; Fungi; Basidiomycota; Tremellomycetes; Tremellales; Cryptococcaceae
Exons: 3
Coding region: 1-498 (165 amino acids)
Molecular function (GO): oxidoreductase activity, acting on the CH-OH group of donors, NAD or NADP as acceptor; magnesium ion binding; NAD binding
Source: RefSeq, a predicted model, not a curated record
AUGUUCCAGAGAUACGGACUGGUGCUGUGGGAUGAGGUCGCAGAGCUUGUUUCAAAAGACUUCCCCGAUGUAAAAUGGGACAAGAUGCUUGUCGAUGCGAUGACCGUUCGAAUGGUCACCAAACCCAAAUCCCUCGAUACUAUCGUGACCACCAACCUCCACGGAGAUAUCCUUUCCGACCUCGCAGCAGGUGUAUCGGGCUCCAUCGGUAUUGCUCAUUCCUCCUCCCUUGACCCUACACGAAAAUCCCCUUCGUUAUUCGAACCGGUUCAUGGCGCAGCAUUUGACAUCAUGGGAAAGAAUCUGGCCAACCCAAUCGCCGCUAUCAUGUCCGCAGCAGAGAUGCUCAGAUGGCUUGGUGAGGAGAAAGCCGCUGAGAUCGUGGAGAAGGCCUGUAAGACAAGUAUCGAGAACGGCCAGACUACAGGUGAUCUUGGUGGCAAGUUGAAGACUAGCGAAGUAACGGAUGUUGUCAUCAAGCUUAUUGAGACCCUGUAG